Messenger RNA from Exophiala aquamarina CBS 119918, 1743 nucleotides. RefSeq lists its product as uncharacterized. The transcript has 3 exons. The record is from RefSeq and is a predicted model, not a curated record. NCBI's taxonomy places the organism in Eukaryota, Fungi, Ascomycota, Eurotiomycetes, Chaetothyriales, Herpotrichiellaceae. The coding region runs from base 1 to 1743 and encodes 580 amino acids.
AUGCCAACUCUUUCUCCCAUCUCUUCAACCGCUGUGGCCUUGACUGUCCUCUCCGGUUGUUGUGUUGUUGCUAGGUUGUUCUCUCGCCUGGCCUUUGUGAAACACGUUGGUAUAGAUGACUGUUUAAUCGCAAUUGCUUGGAGUGCUUCACUUGGACUUGCAGUCGUCAUUGCCCAAUGUAAGUACUCAUCACUACGCAAGAGAAUAAUAGCUCACUGUCUUUUAGCAUCGACAGGCAAGGCGACACAGGUGGCUGAUAGUUUGGAAACGCUCUUACAGGAGUCAUGGUCUGCCAGUCUGACCUAUAAUCUUAGCGUCCUUUUCCUGAAAGAUUCACUGCUUCUGCAAUACCUUCGCUUCUCUAUCGAUAGAGGUUAUCAACGCGCCUGCUGGGCACUAGGUAUCAUAGUCACCGCUUAUGGAGUCUCUGCUUUAUUUGUUGCCAUUUUCUCCUGUCAGCCGAUUUCAUUCAGCUGGGACAACAGCAUCGAAGGUGGUCGGUGUAUCAACUUUUUGACCUUCUGGUUGUUCAACGCUUCUUUCAAUUCGGCCACCGAUAUUAUAAUCUGCAUUCUGCCGAUUCCUGUUUUGAUGGCUCUCACUCUACCACGCAAGCAAGCCAUCAUCCUAACAUGUCUCUUCCUCCUUGGGCCAUUCGUUUGUGCAGCUUCCAUUGCUCGUUUGGUAGCACUAUAUACUGCGACUUUGAAUAACGUGAACGAUCCAAAAGUCUUAUUGUGGUCCACCAUUGAAGUCAAUGUUGGCAUCAUAUGUGCAUGCAUCCCAUCUCUUCGACAUCCUGUGACACAGCUAGCACCGAGAAUAUUCGCCCACAGACGGAAACCAAGCUAUGGCUCAAUAGCACAAUCACAAACCAGUAUCACCUUCGAGACAAAGCACUCCGGCCGAUACUCUCGUUUCCUGGCCAUCCAACAAGACAGCCUUCCCGAUGAGGCUUCCCUCUCUCAUAACACCAAUGUCAUUGAUUUCUCCUACUUUGGUCUCGACAGGACCAAUGAUGAUAAUGAAAAUAAUGUAUCACCCACCGGCAGCAAUUUACCCACGCCGGGCACUCCAACCUCGCUCAUGUUCGACAUGGAAUCACAGAGUCCAGUCGACACGAUGACCGGCAUGACUCAUAAACCAACCCAAGGCAGAAACAAGCCACUUCCCCAGCUUCCAGUCCCAAUCAUGCCUGCCCCUGUCGCCAGACCGGCCGGCCCUCGAACCCCGCAAACUAAUUCCAAAGUGUUUGCAAUGCGGAGCCACAAAGUCAGAUAUGAGCCAAGAACUAUUCUUCCUUUGGCAUGUAUUCCAGAAUCACAUAGCCCUGUAUCUGCCACUCGGGGAUGUAGCCAAAUAGGACAACCUAACAGCAGUCUGGAUUCCACUACGGAUCAAGAUGAGAGUCGCAUUGACCGCCGCGAGCGGGCAUGUCGGACAUUAGCACCCAAAGUCCCACCUUACGUGGACCCUACCAUCGCUGUGAGCACAGGCGGCAGCAGUACUACCUAUGGGAACAUCGCACCCUGGGAUGCUUGUCCCUGUCCAGGUAGCAAGACAUAUAGCUAUGAGAUUCUUGGCGGGCCAAGAGCACUUGAUAGCAGUGGUACCAGGUCGACGAGUCGGCGGGAGAAGGCUCGACGGGAAAAGGUGCGGAACGAACGUAUGAAGAGGGCCGAACAGGAGAGGAAAGAUCGUGAGAACAGAAGUCGCCCUAACGGACCACGAGAAAUGGGUUGA